This is a messenger RNA of Myxocyprinus asiaticus (Chinese sucker), 2926 nucleotides long. RefSeq names its product olfactomedin-like protein 2B. The record is from RefSeq and is a predicted model, not a curated record. The coding region runs from base 195 to 2915 and encodes 906 amino acids. NCBI's taxonomy places the organism in Eukaryota, Metazoa, Chordata, Actinopteri, Cypriniformes, Catostomidae. The transcript has 8 exons. Gene Ontology annotation, biological process: signal transduction.
ACCAGGCACCUGCCCUCAUCUGGGACUUUACCUCCUCUUGACUUGUGCAAAAUCUCGUCUCAGAUAUUCUACCUGGAGGGCAGUGCAGUUGGAGAUGUGUUUCAUAGUUUUUCGUUUUUAAAGAGGAAAAGCUCGAUUUUAACGCACAAUCUACAAGUGUCAUAUCCUCGAAGGGAUUAUAUCAAACACUGUGCAUGAUGACUUAUAUGGGGAUGUGGUGCGUUUUAUGGUUCGUGGCAUUCACUCUCACUUCUGCAGCGCUAAAAUCUCACCAGCGAGUUUUGGAGAUGACAAAGGAGCAAAAUGAAACUCUGCAAAUGGAAAUGGAUAAUCAAGUAAAUAUAUUAAGUCAGCUGCUGGGUGAUUAUGACAAAGUGAAAGCGCUUUCAGAAGGCUCUGACUGUGGCUGUAAAUGUGUUGUCAGACCUCUGAGCGCGAGUGCGUGCAAGCGGAUCCAGGAGGGUAACGCGACGCCUCAGGAUUUCUACACGGUGGAGACCAUCACAUCAGGACCUCACUGCAAAUGUGCAUGCAUCGCUCCACCGUCAGCUAUAAACCCAUGUGAGGCUGACUUCAGGUUGAAGCGGCUGCAACAGGCUGGUAAAGAUAAUAUCAAGCUGUCCACAGUACUGGAAUUGCUGGAGGGUGCCUUCUAUGGCAUGGACCUACUGAAAUUGCACUCGGUCACCACAAAGCUUCUUGAUCGUGUGGACAACAUAGAAAAAAUGGUCUCCAAAAACCAGACUGAGGAGAGGUCAAACACAAGGAGUACCUCUCCAAAUCCACAGCUGCCCACAUCCUCACCUACAACUCCACCCCCACGACUGCAGGAGACGAAAAAGAGACAGAGGGAGCAGAAUGACGAGGCAGCUGCUUUUCUGCACAUAGAGAAUAAGUUUGAGGAAAGGUUUGUUGGAGAUCUUCUAAAGAGGACGAGUGAAUCAGACCUAGACAAGGCCAUUGCAACCUUGCAAGAACAAGAGCGUCAUGGGAGGGAGAAGCACCCAAAAAUGAUUGUUAAGGGGAUGACAUUCUAUAAAUCUGACUCAGUGGAAGAGGCAGACACAGAGGAGAACUUAGAUGAGAAUCUCAGUGGUGAUAGCCCAAUGGACCUUUUUGCUGAUGAACAACUUCUUCAUUACAAAGCUCGACACUUCAGGCCUGUCAUCAGAGCAUGGUCUGUCCCACCCAAACCCAAGACUGAAGUUUCAAAAGGGGGAACUGCACAAAAUAGCUUUCAAUCUCCAUUCACUGGACUGUCAGACUCUGCCAUGCCAAUUAAGAGACCUUCUGACCCAAUAUCCGUUCUGGCUCGAAUGGCUCUUUCCACCAUUGAGAGCUCCAAAGGAGAUGAUAAAACAACACCAACACCUGCUGCGAUGGAUAAUUUGAUGGUUAUAAAUUCUGAGAAACAGACCAAACCUCAGACCAUCAUCAAUAAAAUGGAGGAAGCAAGCAACAUGGAGCCCUCAACUCCAUCUGUAAGACAGGCUCAAAAUAUUUUGGUCAGGUCAUCCAAUCUGAGCCACAUAAGGACAAAUGAGUCAGUCACAGCAGCUGUUGCCAAUGUAAUGACUACAGUGCCAACCAUUACAGAGAUUAUAACCAAAGGGACAACUGAAGUUGCAACUGUGACUAAAAAAAUCUUGAAAGAAGAUGUCUUUCAAACUGGUAAACCUUUGUUUUCAACUGAGAGUAUAACUCAAGAACAAACUCUCCAUAAGCUACCCGCCUCCAUUACAGAAUCACCAUCCGACACAUUAACAGCAACAGAAAACACCUUGGGCUCAGCUGCUGGCAUAAGAGUAGCUAACACCUUGGUGACAACACCACAUAUCAGUAAAAGUAAGACAGACUCUAUCACUUUCUUAACCAAGAUAAAUCCUGAACAGACCUUUACCUCCAUGGCGUCUUUGUUCACAACUACUUCGCCUACAACAACUACUUCGCCUUCAACUACUAAAACAACAACAACAGCAACCACAAGCAAAACUGGCAAACGCAAGUAUAGCAUAAGCUGGGAGGAAGAGGAAGUGGUAGAGGUAGAGGAGGAGAUGGACAGAGGGACAGCUGUGAAAACUGUGGUGGAAGAGAACUUUAAGGAGGGACCUCAAAAGAAGCCAGGACUUUGUAAGGACACCUUGGCCACAAUCGCAGAACCUGUCACACAUAACACAUAUGGUCGCAAUGAAGGCGCUUGGAUGAAAGAUCCGCUGGCUCAAGAUGACAAGAUAUACAUCACAAACUAUUACUAUGGCAACAACCUACUGGAGUUCCGCAACAUGGAUAUUUUCAAACAAGGUCGCUUCACUAAUUCCUACAAGCUGCCUUAUAACUGGAUUGGUACUGGCCAUGUGGUCUACAAUGGUGCUUUCUACUACAACCGCGCAUUUUCUCGAGACAUUAUCAAGUAUGACCUCCGGUUGCGUUAUGUGGCUGCCUGGACCAUGCUGCACGACGCGGUCUUUGAGAACGACGAUGUGUCCGCAUGGAGAGAAAAUUCGGAAAUGGAUCUGGCCAUAGAUGAGAGUGGACUUUGGGUGAUCUACCCUGCUCUGGAUGACGAGGGCUUCUUGCAGGAAGUGAUUGUCUUGAGUCGACUGAACCCCAACGAUCUGAGCAUGAAGCGUGAAUCCACAUGGAGGACUGGACUCCGCCGCAAUCGCUAUGGCAACUGCUUCAUCGUAUGUGGCGUUCUUUACGCAACAGAGAGCUACAAUCAGCAUGACACCAAUUUGUCCUAUGCCUUUGACACUCACACUAACACUCAGAUGAUCCCUCGCUUGCCUUUUAGCAACAACUAUACUUACAUAACUCAGAUCGAUUAUAACCCUAAAGAGAGGGUGUUGUAUGCCUGGGAUAACGGACAUCAGGUCACUUAUAAUGUUCAAUUUGCAUAUGUAGACCCACUGUAGACCAAAAUGAU